UCGGGGCUCUGGGCUGGGGACAAGGCGGGCAUCGGGCACAGCACGGACUCGCUGGUGUUGCAGGUCGCUGCCAGCCUCGGUGGUUCUGUGAUUCCGUGGCCGUUCCAGGAGCGCUGCUCGCGGCCCGGGGCGGCUCCGGCGGCGGGCGGGGCGGGAGGCGGCGCGGCCGAGCGUGACGGGGAGGGCGGGAGCGAGCGGAGCCCGCAGCGAGCAGCGACCGGGCCGCCGCCGCCGCCUCCGCCUGCGCAGCGCCCGCACCGACCCCGCAGCGCCAUGGCGGCCGCGGCCGCCGAGCCCAGCACCGGCCGCUACCAGCAGCUGCAGAAUGAAGAGGAGCCGGGCGAGGCCGUGCCGGUGGUGAACGACGCCCCUCCGCCCUACAGCAGCAUUUCUGCAGAGAGCACAGCUUACUUUGACUACAAGGAUGAGUCGGGGUUCCCGAAGCCGCCGUCCUACAACGUGGCCACCACUCUGCCCAGCUACGACGAGGCCGAGAGGACCAAGGCUGAGGCCACCAUUCCCUUGGUUCCUGGCAGGGAUGAUGACUUUGUGACACGGGAUGACUUUGAUGACACUGACCAGCUGAGGAUAGGAAAUGAUGGCAUUUUCAUGCUGACUUUCUUCAUGGCAUUCCUCUUCAACUGGAUUGGAUUUUUCCUGUCUUUCUGUCUGACUACUUCAGCUGCAGGACGAUAUGGGGCCAUUUCUGGCUUUGGUCUGUCCCUUAUUAAGUGGAUCCUUAUUGUCAGGUUCUCCACCUAUUUUCCUGGUUACUUCGAUGGCCAGUACUGGCUUUGGUGGGUCUUCCUUGUGCUAGGUUUUCUGCUGUUUCUCAGAGGAUUUAUUAAUUAUGCAAAGGUUAGGAAGAUGCCAGAUACGUUUUCCACUCUUCCCAGAACCAGAGUUCUCUUUAUUUACUAAAGAUGUUUUCUGGCAAAUGUCUUCCUGCAUUAGUGAAAUCCCCCCCAAGAAGCAGCAGGACACCUGCAGGAAGUGAAUCAAGGCUCUGGAGCAGAAGAAAAAAUAAUCACCUGCUUUAAAAUAAAUAAAUAAAAGUACUGUUGGAAAAAGAAAAAAAAAAAGGAGAAGCAUUUCUUUCGAUUUGUUUUUAGGUGUAAAAUUUUAAUAAUUAACGCAGAAUUCUGUAAUUGUUGACUCAUUAGUGGCUAAUGUUUGAAGCAGCUCUUGCAGUGAGUCUGUGGUGUGCUGAUGGAGCCCUGCAGCCAGAGUUUGUGGUGUUUGGGCAGCAGGAGCCGUCCCGGGGCCAGCAGGGGCCAGGCUUGCUUUAGUUCCUCUCCAGCCUGGGAGCUGCCCGGGCUCUGCCUGUGCUGGGCUGUGUGUGACACUGUCCUGGGCUGUGUGUGACACCCUGUGCUGUGCAGAGUGUGACACCCUGUCCUGGGCUGUGUGUGACACUGUCCUGGGCUGUGUGACACCCUGUCCUGUGCAGAGUGUGACACCCUGUGCUGGGCUGUGUGUGACACCCUGUGCUGGGCUGUGUGUGACACUGUCCUGGGCUGUGUGUGACACCCUGUGCUGGGCUGUGUGUGACACUGUCCUGGGCUGUGUGUGACACCCUGUGCUGUACAGAGUGUGACACUGUGCUGGGCAGAGUGUGACACCCUGUCCUGGGCUGUGACACUGUGCUGGGCUGUGUGUGACACCCUGUGCUGGGCAGAGUGUGUGCUCUGUGUCCUGGACAGUCUGUGACACCCCAUCCUGGACAGUCUGUGUGACACCCUGUCCUGUGCAGAGUGUGUGCUCUGUGUCCUGGACAGUCUGUGACACUGUGUCCUGUGCAGAGUGUGACACUGUGUCCUGUGCAGAGUGUGACACUGUCCUGUGCAGAGUGUGUGCUCUGUGUCCUGGACAGUCUGUGACACUGUGUCCUGUGCAGAGUGUGACACCCUGUGCUGUACAGAGUGUGACACUGUCCUGUGCAGAGUGUGACACCCUGUGCUGGGCAGAGUGUGUGCUCUGUGUCCUGGACAGUCUGUGACACCCCAUCCUGGACAGUCUGUGUGUCACCCUGUCCUGUGCAGAGUGUGUGCUCUGUGUCCUGGACAGCCCAUGGAACUCCAUGUCCUGUACAGUCCCCUUGUGUCACAUCCUGUACAGCCUGUGUGCAUCGUGUCCUGUACAACCCAUGGAACUCCGUGUCCUGUCCUUUCCUGUACUCCAUUUACAUCAUGUCCUGUCCAUUCCCAUAUCCCAUCCCCUGUCCAUCCCUGUACCCUGUGUCCUGUCUGUCCAUCCCUGUGUCCUGUCUGUCCAUCCCAGUCCCCCAUGUCCUGUCUGUCCAUCCCUGUGUCCUGUCUGUCCAUCCCAGUCCAUCCCUGUCCCCUGUCUGUCCAUCCCCAUGUCCUGUCUGUCCAUCCCUGUCCCCCGUGUCCUUUCUGGCAGCACAGGGGUGACUCCGGAGCUGAGGCUGCUCCUGCAGUCCCCCAGCACCCAGGGGCCUGUGGAGGAAAAGGGGUCACUGCAGUCCAGACUCCAGGGUGUCACUGGGAAUUUAGAGGUGGCACAAGUAUUAACUUUUAACAGUCUUUAUUCUCGGUGUUGUAGUAUCCUUCCCUUUCACACCACCAACUUUUUGGGCUCUCCAGGGGUUUUCAUGGAACAAGUCUGUAGUGUAAAACUAAAAGAUCAUGUUGCAACUUUGUAUAAAAACCAUCUUGCAAAACAAGGGCCUUUUUUUUCUUUGGCUUGGGACUUUUGAGACAAUUCCUAACGUACCUGUAAUUCUUGCUUUUAUAAUUUGUGUUAGCAGAGACUCUGAUGCAUUGGAAAUGUAGAUUUAAUGUGCACUCCUGUGCUUUCUGCCAAGUGGUCAUUCACUCUGGAGUUUUACUAUGUUCAACCUGUAAAUACAGCAGAACGUCAAUAAAUGUCACUUCUGUAGCAA
Messenger RNA from Haemorhous mexicanus (house finch), 2905 nucleotides. It is a transcript of the gene NDFIP1, whose product is annotated as Nedd4 family interacting protein 1. Gene Ontology annotation, cellular component: endoplasmic reticulum; Golgi apparatus; perinuclear region of cytoplasm. Gene Ontology annotation, biological process: positive regulation of protein ubiquitination; vacuolar transport; ubiquitin-dependent protein catabolic process. The record is from RefSeq and is a predicted model, not a curated record. The transcript has 8 exons. Lineage: Eukaryota; Metazoa; Chordata; Aves; Passeriformes; Fringillidae. Gene Ontology annotation, molecular function: WW domain binding. The annotation marks the transcript as partial.